UGGAUAUCUGAUCGUCAUCGGCGAUGAGAGUGGUUAGUAAUCAAUAUAAUGGAGACCGGCAAAGCAUUUCCUGAUGUGGAAAAUUGCCGGUCGGAAGGGAGGGAGAAGGACGCGGUGGUGGUGGACAUGGACGGAACGUUGUUGGUCGGAAGAAGCUCUUUUCCGUACUUCGCAUUGGUUGCUUUUGAGGUCGGAGGGAUUCUGAGGCUUCUUCUGGUGCUAUUGCUUGCGCCACUUGCUGGACUGCUUUACUAUUUUGUGUCGGAGUCCGCCGGAAUCCAGGUGCUCAUCUUCGCGACGUUCGCCGGAAUGCGAGUCUCCAGCAUCGAAUCGGUGGCGCGGGCGGUUCUACCGAAGUUCUACUCGGCCGAUCUGCACCCGGAGACGUGGCGCGUGUUCUCCUCCUGCGGGAAGCGGUGCGUGUUGACGGCGAAUCCGCGUAUUAUGGUGGAGGCGUUUCUGAAGGAGUUUUUGGGCGCGGAUCUGGUGUUGGGGACGGAGAUCUCGAGCUACGCCGGAAGAGCGACGGGGUUCGUUACGUCGCCGGGAGUGUUGGUCGGGAGGAAUAAGGCCGGCGCACUUAAGGCCGCCUUCGGCGAGGCGGUUCCGGAAAUUGGAAUUGGAGAUAGGCACACGGAUUUCGCGUUCAUGAAGAUGUGCAAGGAGGGUUUCAUCGUGCGCCCAAAACCAGAAGUGAAGGCGGUAACCGCAGACAAACUCCCAAAGCCGAUCAUAUUCCACGACGGCCGUCUGGUUCACAAGCUGACCCCCUUCAUGGCUCUUCUCACCGUACUGUGGAUUCCUCUCGGCUUCGUCUUGGCGUGCCUCCGCAUCGCCGCCGGCUCGCUCCUCCCAAUGCCGAUGGUAUACUACGCUUUUUGGGCGCUCGGCGUGCGAGUAACCGUCAAGGGUACUCCGCCGCCGCCGGUGAAGAAAUCCUCCGGAAAAUCCGGCGUCCUCUUCAUCUGCUCGCACCGGACGCUCCUCGAUCCGAUUUUCCUAUCGACGGCCCUCGGCCGCCCAAUCCCCGCCGUCACGUACUCCGUCUCUCGAUUAUCAGAGAUUAUAUCUCCGAUCAAGACCGUACGCCUAAGCCGCGAUCGCGCGACCGACGCGGCCAUGAUUAAGAAGCUUCUAGAAGAAGGAGACCUAGCCAUCUGCCCCGAGGGGACGACCUGCCGCGAGCCGUUCCUCCUCCGGUUCAGCUCGCUCUUCGCGGAGCUGACGGACGAGCUGGUGCCGGUGGCAAUGGUGAAUCGGAUGAGUAUGUUCCACGGCACGACGGCGCGUGGGUGGAAGGGGAUGGACCCGUUUUACUUCUUCAUGAACCCGAGCCCUUCUUAUGAGGUGACGUUCCUGAAUAAGCUGCCUCGUGAGCUGACCUGUGGAGCCGGCAAGCCGAGCCACGAUGUGGCUAAUUACAUUCAGCGGGUGUUAGCCGCCACGCUGUCGUACGAGUGCACUGCCUUCACCAGGAAGGACAAAUACCGCGCGCUGGCGGGAAACGACGGCUCUGUCGUCGAGAAGAAGCCGAGCCAAGCCAUGGGAUGCUGACUCAUCUCCAUCGUCCAUUUUCUUUGAUAAUCAAUACAUGACAACACAAACAACAAACCACCCCUGAAAAUUUUC
Messenger RNA from Andrographis paniculata, 1629 nucleotides. RefSeq names its product glycerol-3-phosphate acyltransferase RAM2-like. Bases 49 to 1554 code for a protein of 501 amino acids. The transcript has 3 exons. Gene Ontology annotation, cellular component: membrane. Gene Ontology annotation, biological process: cutin biosynthetic process. Gene Ontology annotation, molecular function: glycerol-3-phosphate 2-O-acyltransferase activity; phosphatase activity. The record is from RefSeq and is a predicted model, not a curated record. NCBI's taxonomy places the organism in Eukaryota, Viridiplantae, Streptophyta, Magnoliopsida, Lamiales, Acanthaceae.